GCGGGCACCAGCAUGAAGGUGAUGGUGAAGCCCAGCCAGUGGACGUCGUCGGUGCGACUGUAUCCUCCGCAGAGCACGGCGGCGUUGAGAAACUCGGCGCAGUAGAGCACCGUGGCGAGCACCACACUCAACGGAGGACGCACUCGGCUCGGAUUGACCACCAGCAUGACGCCGCUCUCUGCCACUGAGGCGUCCGUGUAGGAGAUCUCCCUUUCCCGCUCCUCCAUGACGAGUCGACGGGAAUCCACUUGUUAGACUCCGAGGUAUCGCUUGCAGAGAAAAUGGUGGCCGCUGUGCACACCUUGCUCACCUCACGACAACAUGUUCAACCUGAUGAGCAACUGCUGCACUUGGUUCUCCAAAAUCCAGGAGCCAAUCAGGCGAGUGACCAUUCUUGUGGUUGGUCUUGACAAAGCAGGAAAGACGUCCUCCAUUCGAGGGAUGCUCAGAGUCCCCCACGCUAUGGAAGGAGGCCCCACCCAGGGCUGUGUAAGGAAUGAGUUGAGAGUGGAAAACUACUUUGUCACCCUGCUGGAUGUUGGGGGGUCAGCUGAGUCGCAGGGGGCCUGGAGGGACUUCUACGGAGAAGCGCAUGGGAUCAUCUUUGUGGUAGACUCCUGUGACCGAGCCAGGAUGAAGGAGGUCAAAGAGGUCCUGGCUGACCUGCUCAAGCAACCUAGAGUUGCAGGGAAACCCAUCCUGGUCUUGGCCAACAAACAAGAUAAAAUGAACGCCCUCCUGGGAAGUGAGCUGAUCGAGAUGCUGUCUUUGGAGAAGCUGGUCAACCAGAGUCGCUCUCUGUGCCAUAUAGAGCCUUGUUCAGCCUUAAUGGACCUACGGCGCUGGUCGGACAGAAAGACGCUACGAGGUCUUCGUUGGCUGCUGCGAGCCAUCGGUCUGGAUUACCCGGAGCUGUGCACGCGUGUGGCCCAGGACAGCAAGAGGCCUCUGGAACCCCGAGAAAGGAAGGGCAAAGCAGAGAGAAUGCGGAGCAAAAACAAGAGUGAACGAAUGCGAGCCAGCAAGUCUGACCUCCGCCAGGCUCAUAGGACUAAGAACAAAGAGAAGACGACCAAAGGGGAGGGAAAGCUGCAGCCCAUUCGAAACAUACUGCAAAAGGAGAACACGUUGAAGAAGCAGCUGAAGAAAUCCACCAGGAGGAAGAAAAGCUUGGUUAAAGCCAAUGAAGAAGAACAAGCUGAAGAAGCAGCCAAUGAGCAGGAGAAAGAGGAGGCUGACGAGGGAGAACACGCACCCGCCGGCCAUCCAGAGAAAGCCAGCAGCGCUCUCAUCCCCCCUAAUAAUAAGGGCAGAUCUAAACGCAAGGGUAAGGUGAAGGAGGAGACUACGGAUGUGCCCGAAUCGUCGCAGGACCACAAGAAGCCGCUCAGGGCCAAGAGGAAAAAGAAGAAGGUUGCCAAAGGUAAAAAGAGGAACAAGAUCAACACAGAAGGAAUGUCAGCAGCUUCUUCUCAGCCUGUUGACCUUUCUGCAACAUUUGAUCUUUACCGAAAAGCCAUACUGGCUCUGAAGGAACGUCAGGAUCAGAGUCUAAAGGAAUGUCAGGAUCAGGGACAAUGACGGAGAAGUCCACUAGUCACCAAAGGACACAAGAGACAUAUUUAAAUGUACCCUUUAUUGUUGGAUACUGGACAUACCAUCAUGUAGUGAAGGUACAUUUUUAAUUCCUAAUGAUAAUCGGUCUAAAUGAUAUGUAAACAAAGCCAUAUUUUCUGUUUUAGGCAGUAUUUUUUAUGUGUCCGUUUUCUAAGACCAUUGCAACAUGUACAACACCUGUAAUGCACUAAAGUAAAGAGAACAUUUUAAAAUGUA
Dunckerocampus dactyliophorus (ringed pipefish) is the source of this 1833-nucleotide messenger RNA. It is a transcript of the gene arl13a, whose product is annotated as ADP-ribosylation factor-like 13A. Gene Ontology annotation, cellular component: non-motile cilium; ciliary membrane. Gene Ontology annotation, biological process: non-motile cilium assembly; receptor localization to non-motile cilium. The record is from RefSeq and is a predicted model, not a curated record. The transcript has 10 exons. Gene Ontology annotation, molecular function: GTPase activity; GTP binding. NCBI's taxonomy places the organism in Eukaryota, Metazoa, Chordata, Actinopteri, Syngnathiformes, Syngnathidae. Bases 322 to 1581 code for a protein of 419 amino acids.